AUGACUUCCUUCCAUAUUUUCUCAUCGCAUUAUCUCAAACCUUCUUCACUCCACAUGUCGAUAAUAUUGCCAGGCGACUCAUUAGCGUCGGAAGUGGAAGGCCAAGCUGAGAUUACUAUUGGUCCAGGCAUAUACAAAUAUCCAAAAUCACACCAGAUUAUCCCACUGCAGGCUGGAAUACUAAAAUCCACUUCUGCCAGUAAAAAAAGUAAUGACAAGCUCUUAUACAUCGAAUCCAAUUCCAAGCGAUACAUUCCACAAGUCAAUGAUUUAGUUAUUGGCUACAUAACCGGAGUUUACGGAGACUUUUUCAAAGUGUCUCUUCAAAACCACUCUGCUCCUGUGCAACUUUCCAUGAUGGCAUUUCCAAAUGCCACGAAAAAAAAUAGACCCAACUUGAAAGUGGACCAGGCUGUAUACGCCCGAGUAAGCGAGGCUCUUCCAGAUAUAGAUACAGAAAUCGAGUGCUUUGACCCGGAGACAGGAAAAGAAGGUGGUUUCGGUUUACUCGAUGAGUCUGGAUUCAUUUUCGAUGUCAACAUGAACUUUGCCCGAGAACUCUUGUUUAACAAGAGCUGCAUUUUCUUAGAAAAGCUUGCAUCCAGGUGCUCGUUUGAAAUUGCUAUAGGGAUCAACGGCCGUGUGUGGAUCAAAUGUGGAAACGGUCUCCAGACAGAUGAGUUCGUCUCGGAAAAAAACGAAAAUGGCGAUGAGGAUGAAAUCAUGACUGAUGCAGCAGCAGCAGAGAUAUCGCUCAAGGAUAUGAGAAUGACAUUGGCUGCUGCUCAGUAUUUAAAGCUGUGUCAGUAUGUCCUGACAGAAGAAGCUUCCACGGAAUUGAAAAAGGCAUUCCGGGGUGUUUUGUAA
This is a messenger RNA of Clavispora lusitaniae ATCC 42720, 867 nucleotides long. It is a transcript of the gene RRP40, whose product is annotated as exosome non-catalytic core subunit. The record is from RefSeq and is a predicted model, not a curated record. Gene Ontology annotation, molecular function: RNA binding. Gene Ontology annotation, biological process: CUT catabolic process; U4 snRNA 3'-end processing; TRAMP-dependent tRNA surveillance pathway. Gene Ontology annotation, cellular component: cytoplasmic exosome (RNase complex); nuclear exosome (RNase complex). Lineage: Eukaryota; Fungi; Ascomycota; Pichiomycetes; Serinales; Metschnikowiaceae.